AUUUGCCCCACGGCAGCACGCUCCCUUCGGCAACAAAGUCAUUAUGCCGACCAAAUCUCUAUUGGAGCUUGUCGCUGAGCUUCCCGUUCGCGAUGGCUGGGGCCCUCCGGUGACGGAGGAGACCAUGCUGGAUGGUGUCCCGUAUGCGCCUUAUUCGAAGGGCGACAAACUUGGACGCAUGGCCGAUUGGACCGAAGGCAAGGACAGAGAUCGAGGACGCCAACAAUUUGACCAACAAGUCUAUGGAGCCAACCAACAAACCAAUCCUUUCGCAAUCCAGGCGGCCGAAGAGGAGGCUACUUUCUCCGUCGUAGACAAUACCAGAACAUCUGCUAGGACCAGAGGAUUUGGAAGAGGUGGAGGCACUGUAUUCCGCGGGCGUGGACAGCGGGGCGGCGCGGCGCAGAGGGGUGGGCGGGGUACGUUCCAGCGAGUUGGUGGUCGCGGGCAACAAUACGAUAACCGUGGUGGACGAGGCGGAAGGGGAGGACGCCGCUUUGGCUGGAGAGACGACAAACCGCAGCGCAACCGCGACGCUUCUGUACAGGUCAAACCCGAUUGGAAUGUACUCGAGGAGAUCGACUUUACCCGCCUUGCUAAGUUGAACCUCGAUACCGGCGAUGGCGAGGAUCUGGACAGCUACGGUUUCCUCUACUACUACGACCGCAGCUACGAUAAGCAGCCGGGAGCGCCCACCUCGCAGCGGAAACUUAACGUUCUCGAACGUGCGGCCUAUAACGUCACUACAUCGAGUGAUCCGAUCAUUCAAGAGCUUGCUGAGAAGGACGAGGCCACUAUCUUUGCCACGGAUAACAUAUUGUCGAUGCUGAUGUGCGCCACGAAGUCAGUGUACUCUUGGGAUAUGGUCAUUACGCGGAGAGGAAACAAAGUUUUCAUUGACAAGCGCGACAACUCCCCUCUGGACAUGGUUACCGUCAAUGAGAACGCUACAGAUGCCCCGCUUGAGAUCUCAGAAGGCAACAAGGAUUCCAUAAACAGCCCGGGCGCGCUCAUGCUCGAAGCUACUCACAUCAACAAUGUGUUCCCUCUUCAGGUCGUGAACGAAUCUCAGAAGCUCAGCAUGCCUCACGAGCACCCCUUCUAUAACGAGGAAGUUGAAACCGACCCUCCUGCGUCCAAGGCAUACAGGUACCGCCGCUUCGAUCUUUCUUUGGAAAGAGAUGAGGAGCCCCUGCACUUGAUCGUCCGUACUGAACUUGACGCUGUUGUCAAGAACAACAUCAAUGGCGAGGACCAGUUCCUGACCAUCAAGGCACUCAACGAGUUCGAUAACAAGGCGCAGGGUAGUGGUGGCGCGCUUGACUGGCGGACGAAGCUGGCCAGCCAGAGAGGUGCUGUCCUCGCCACCGAAAUGAAGAACAACAGCUGCAAGUUGGCCAGGUGGACUGUGCAGAGUAUCCUCGCCAAAGCGGAUGCCAUGAAACUCGGAUUCGUCUCUCGGUCCAACCCGAAGAACAACAAUGACCAUGUCAUUCUAGGCGUUCUCUCGAACAAGCCCCGUGACUUCGCUGCUCAGAUGGCUCUUAACUUGAACAACGGCUGGGGUAUCGUCCGCACCAUCGUUGACAUGAUCCUCAAGAUGGAUGAAGGCAAAUACGUCCUCGUCAAGGAUCCUAACAAGCCUGUCCUCCGUCUCUAUGCUGUCCCUGAGAACACCUUCGAGGAGGAGGCUGAGGAGGCCCAGCUCCCAGAGGAGGCUGACGAGGAGUAAGCAUACAAUUGGCGUGGAUUUCCGGGUAAUACAUAGACUUCCUAAAUUUGCACGCACCUGAUACAGGCGGCUUUCAAUGUUGGCUUAGGGGGUAAACAAAAGCAUACCUUCGACAGCAAGGUGUAUAGCAUGAGUUUAUGACCAAAAUGAGAGCUACAUGGAUUUGGGGCGUAGGGCAUUGGCUUAGUGUAGCUGUUAUGAAAUAUAUGGAGCUCCACAUUAUAUUGCGCGUUGAAAA
Molecule: messenger RNA, 1970 nt
Organism: Westerdykella ornata
Lineage: Eukaryota; Fungi; Ascomycota; Dothideomycetes; Pleosporales; Sporormiaceae
Product: eukaryotic translation initiation factor 3 subunit D
Exons: 3
Coding region: 44-1732 (562 amino acids)
Biological process (GO): translational initiation
Cellular component (GO): eukaryotic translation initiation factor 3 complex; cytoplasm
Molecular function (GO): translation initiation factor activity
Source: RefSeq, a predicted model, not a curated record